This is a messenger RNA of Brassica napus (rape), 1539 nucleotides long. RefSeq lists its product as uncharacterized. NCBI's taxonomy places the organism in Eukaryota, Viridiplantae, Streptophyta, Magnoliopsida, Brassicales, Brassicaceae. The record is from RefSeq and is a predicted model, not a curated record. The transcript is spliced from 5 exons. Gene Ontology annotation, cellular component: chloroplast envelope; chloroplast thylakoid membrane. Bases 140 to 1354 code for a protein of 404 amino acids.
AAAAACGUCAAAAUAUUGCUCAUUCCUUUCCCAUCUUUUUGUUUUUGGGGUAAUCAAAACCAGUAGACUAAAGGAAACCAUUUUUUUCUUCUUUCCCACCUUCAUCCAGCUAAAACCCUCUAUCCAUCUCUCAGAGAAAAUGGUUUCUGUUUCUUGCUCUUGUGCGGUUUCUAGCUUUCGCUCCGUAGAAUAUGGAGCUCCUUCCUUUUGUGCCGGAAGUCAUGUGCGACUCACUACCGGUGCGCUUCAAAGCGGACAAGGUUAUUUCCUAAACUUGAAGAAUAAAAGACCUCCCCGGUUCGCUGUUUCCGCUGUUGUGGAUGAUAAAAGUGUUGUAACCCCUAAAGAGAAGAAAGACGAAAGCGUGGUGGAUGACCAGAAGAUGGUCAAAGUUUGUGACAAGCUCAUUGAGGUUUUCAUGGUCGACAAGCCCUCACCAUCUGAUUGGCGAAGGCUGCUAGCUUUCAGCAAAGAAUGGGAUAGCAUCCGUCCCCAUUUCUACAAAAGGUGUCGGGAUCGAGCUGAUUCUGAGGAUGAUAACCCUGAGAUGAAGCACAAGGUUCUCCGUCUUGCAAGAAAGCUAAAGGAGGUUGAUGAAGACAUUCAAAGGCACAAUGAGCUUUUGAAUGUCAUCAAGACGACAUCACCUGCUGACAUUGGCCAACUUGUUUCCAGGCGACGUAAAGAUUUCACUAACGAGUUUUUCGACCAUUUGCACAUUGUUGCCGAAUCCUACUAUGACAAUCCGGAUGAGCAGACUGCUCUUGCAUCACUUGGGAAGUUGUGUAUCGCGGCUGUGCAAGCUUAUGACACUUCAACAGAAAGUAUUGAUGCACUAAACGCCGCGGAAAUGAAGCUGCAAGACAUAAUCAAUUCACCUUCUCUUGAUGCUGCCUGCAGAAAGAUUGACAGUUUGGCUGAGAAGAAUCAGCUUGACUCGGCUUUGGUUCUUAUGAUCACAAAAGCUUGGUCUGCUGCAAAGGAUUCCAACAUGAUGAAAGAUGAGGUGAAAGACAUAUUGUAUCAUUUGUACGUUACGGCCAGAGGGAAUCUGCAGAGGCUUAUGCCUAAAGAGGUGCGAAUACUCAAGUAUCUACUAUCCAUAGAGGAUCCCGAGGAACAGAUGAGCGCUCUACAAGACGCUUUUACCCCUGGGGAGGAGCUUGAAGGGACUGAUGUAGACUACUUGUACACGACGCCUGAGCAUUUGCAGAGCUUGAUAAAGACGGUGCUGGAGGCGUAUCAUUUCAGUAGAGAAGGGAGUUUAGUGAAGGAAGCCAAGGACCUUAUGCAUCCUGAGCUUAUUGCCAAAAUGGAACAACUCAAGCAGGUUGUUGAGAAGAAAUAUAUGUGAUUGAGAUUUUAAAGAUCCUAAGCUCUCUGUUGGUUUUUUAGUUUUUAUUGUCUUGUAUAUGUAUAUUGUGUUUUACAUUCUCCAGCUUUCACUACUUGUUCACAAAUAUUUGAUACCACCUUAAGGCUAAAGACAUGUGUAGGGAACGUUGAAGGUUUCCCUCCGCAGCUCUUAAUUUUGAUCUA